Molecule: messenger RNA, 1006 nt
Organism: Cucurbita maxima (winter squash)
Lineage: Eukaryota; Viridiplantae; Streptophyta; Magnoliopsida; Cucurbitales; Cucurbitaceae
Product: thaumatin-like protein
Exons: 2
Coding region: 145-894 (249 amino acids)
Biological process (GO): defense response
Cellular component (GO): extracellular region
Source: RefSeq, a predicted model, not a curated record
GAGCACCCGGUCUCUCUCCUCCUAAUUUUACUCAUUUCCCCUCUGAUCUACAUUGUCUAUUUCUCUAUAUAAGCACUCAUAUCCAUCAACUUUUUGAGGGAGCUUGAGCAGAAGAAAGACGUACUCUCUAUAACACUAUCAGUCAUGAUGGUUUAUCUGAGAUCUCUUGUGGUUCUCACUCUCUACACUCUCUUGACUUCCCACAAUUCAGUUUUCGUCUCUGCAACUACAAUAACAUUCUACAACAAAUGCCCUCAUCCAGUUUGGCCUGGCAUUCAGCCCAGUGCUGGCAAGCCCUUGUUGGCUCGCGGAGGCUUCAAGCUACCACCCAACAAGGGCUACUCUCUACGCCUUCCAGCCCUGUGGUCUGGCCGUUUCUGGGGCCGCCAUGGCUGUGCUUUUGACGCAUCUGGUAGAGGCAAGUGCGCUACAGGGGAUUGUGGUGGUGCCCUCUACUGCAAUGGCAUUGGAGGUGCCCCACCAGCCACUCUUGCUGAGAUUACACUUGGAAAUGACCAAGAUUUCUAUGAUGUGAGCCUUGUUGAUGGCUACAAUCUGGCUAUGUCCAUUACCCCGUCUAAAGGCUCGGGGAAAUGUAGCUAUGCUGGGUGUGUGAGUGACCUUAACAUGAUGUGUCCUGUGGGUUUACAAGUUAGAUCUCACGAUGACCACAGAGUGGUGGCCUGCAAAAGUGCUUGCUCUGCAUUCAAUUCUCCAAGGUAUUGCUGCACAGGCAGGUUUGGCAAUCCGCAGUCCUGCAAGCCAACCGCAUAUUCCAAGAUCUUCAAGACCGCUUGUCCCAAGGCUUACUCUUAUGCUUAUGAUGAUCCCACUAGCAUUGCAACUUGCACUGGUGGCAACUAUUUGGUUACUUUUUGCCCUCAUCACAGUUAGAUGCACUUUAAGCAAAAGAAAAAAAAAAAAAACUUUGGAUUAUGAUAUAAUUCUGAUAGGAGUUUGUUUAUGGGGAAUAGUGGCUUUGACUAAUGAACUUAUAUUGAUGCCA